AUGGACAAGGAAACCGCCCAUGAGAUUUGGAGUUAUCUAAAUGAGAAAUAUGGGGCGGCCUCCAAUGAUCAUGAUGAUUUUAAGACCAUAGAGGAAAUACAUGAGGAUGGUGAGCACAUCCACGAUAUGGUAGUUGUGGAAGAUUGCUCCACCUCAUGGUCAAGUGAUGAUGAUGAUGAAGAUGAUGAUCAAUGUACAACUAGCUCACUUGACAUGAUUGAUGGUGAUGAUUCAAGUGCUGCAAAUGAUGAUCCUACUCAAAGCACACUUGAUGAUCAAGUUGGUUCAUACAUGGAUGAUAUUUCUAUUUCAAGCUCAUCUCCAUCAUCACAUUGCUUCAGGUCACAAGGUGACACAAAGGCUUGCUUGAUCCACCGGGGCAUUGGCAUGAGGGGAGGAGCUGGAGAGAAGCUCCACCACAAGGAGGCCAAUGUCGCGCACGGCAGCGCAGCCGUGUACGGCGGCGCGGGGAAGGGGGCGGCCAAGUCCUCCUCUUUCCUCUACGGCUUCUUCCUCUACGUCGUCCUGCCGGUGCUGGUCUUGUACUUCGUCGUCAUCGCCGCGUCACAGUUCUACAACCCGCGGUGCUCGCCGGAGGGCAACGUCGUCAUGGCGAGCCAUUUCAUGGUGGCCAAGCCCAACGUUUCGUUGAACGCUUCGUCCUCGGUUCCUCCUCCACCGGCUCCUGCGGCCAAGGCGAGGGUAACGGCGGAGGAAGCGCCCACCGGGCUGCGCCACAUCGCGUUCGGCAUCGGCGCGUCGGCGUCGCUGUGGCAGAGCCGGAAGGAGUACAUCAAGCUGUGGUGGCGGCCGGGGAGGAUGCGCGGGUUCGUGUGGAUGGACCGGCCCGUGCAGGAGUUCUACUCCAAGAGCUCCCGCACGGGUCUCCCGGCGAUCAUGGUGAGCUCGGACACGUCCAAGUUCCCCUACACCCACGGCGCGGGCAGCCGGUCGGCGCUCCGGAUCUCGCGCAUCGUCUCCGAGACGUUCCGGCUGGGGCUCCCCGGCGUGCGGUGGUUCGUGAUGGGCGACGACGACACGGUGUUCCUGCCGGAGAACCUGGUGCACGUGCUGUCGCAGUACGACCACCGGCAGCCGUACUACAUCGGGUCGCCGUCGGAGAGCCACAUCCAGAACCUCAUCUUCUCGUACGGCAUGGCGUUCGGCGGCGGCGGGUUCGCCAUCAGCCACGCGCUGGCGGAGGAGCUGGCGAAGAUGCAGGACGGGUGCCUGCACCGGUACCCGGCGCUGUACGGCAGCGACGACCGCAUCCACGCGUGCAUGUCGGAGCUGGGCGUGCCGCUGACCCGGCACCCGGGGUUCCACCAGUGCGACCUGUGGGGCGACGUGCUGGGGCUGCUGGGCGCGCACCCGGUGGCGCCGCUGGUGACGCUGCACCACCUGGACUUCCUGGAGCCGGUGUUCCCGUCGACGCCGUCGCGGGCCGGGGCGCUGCGGCGGCUGUUCGACGGGCCCGUGCGGCUGGACUCGGCGGCGGUGGCGCAGCAGUCGGUGUGCUACGACCGGGCGCACCAGUGGACGGUGUCUGUGUCGUGGGGGUUCGCGGUGAUGGUGGUGCGCGGGGUGCUGUCGCCGCGGGAGAUGGAGACGCCCAUGCGCAGCUUCCUCAACUGGUACAAGCGCGCCGACUACACGGCCUACUCGUUCAACACGCGGCCGGUGGCGCGGCAGCCGUGCCAGAAGCCGCACGUCUACUACAUGCGGGGGAGCCGGAUGGAGCGGCGCCGGAACGUGACGGUGACGGAGUACGAGCGGCACCGGGUGAAGCACCCCGCCUGCCGGUGGCGCAUCGCCGACCCCGGCGCGCUGCUCGACCACAUCGUCGUGCACAAGAAGCCCGACCCCGACCUCUGGAAGAGGUCGCCGAGGAGGAACUGCUGCAGGGUGGUGUCGUCGCCGAAGAAGGGCAAGGAUCGGUCGAUGACCAUCGACGUUGGCGUGUGCAGGGACGGCGAGUUCGCCAAGGUCUAA
This is a messenger RNA of Panicum hallii, 1992 nucleotides long. RefSeq lists its product as uncharacterized. The transcript has 3 exons. The record is from RefSeq and is a predicted model, not a curated record. Lineage: Eukaryota; Viridiplantae; Streptophyta; Magnoliopsida; Poales; Poaceae. The coding region runs from base 1 to 1992 and encodes 663 amino acids. Gene Ontology annotation, molecular function: acetylglucosaminyltransferase activity.